AAACACGACGGACGUUUUGGACGUUUUGGUUUCGGUCUCAAACACACUGACAUCUAUCAAGAUCAAUUAUUUAGUAUUUAUUUCCGCUUCCACGGCCAGUCAUCGGCCGUUAUAGGUGAUAGAUCACAAACAUGUUAUGUUGUACAAAAUAAAUAAAAUUACAAUAAAUAAUAAUAUUUAGAUUAUACCAAAUAAAAAUAUACCAUUGGUUUUAAUUUAUAAAUAAAUAUUUUAUAUUUGUGUGUAUGUUGUAUAAGUAUUUGUAAUAUCCAUUAUCCAAUGGUAACACGCCUUCGAUUAACGGUCACGACUCAUAACAUCAGCUCUUGAAUUUCUUCGCUCUUGGUUUAAAUGAUUCAAAGUAUCAAACGUCAAAUAUGUAUGGUUUCACUGGUUCCAGUAAUGACUUAGAUCGUCAAAUCGAACAGCUUAGACAAUGCGAAAUCAUCGUGGAACACGAGGUGAAAGCAUUGUGCUCCAAAGCACGUGAAAUACUUAUUGAAGAGAGCAACGUGCAACGCGUUGACUCACCUGUCACGGUAUGUGGAGAUAUUCAUGGACAGUUCUAUGACUUAAAACAGUUGUUUAAAGUAGGUGGUGAUAUUCCUGAAAGAAAUUAUUUAUUUAUGGGUGAUUUUGUUGAUCGAGGAUUUUUCAGUGUUGAGACAUUUUUACUUCUACUUGCAUUAAAAGUAAGAUAUCCUGAUCGAAUAACAUUGAUACGUGGUAACCAUGAAUCACGUCAAAUUACCCAAGUUUAUGGAUUUUAUGACGAAUGCUUACGAAAAUACAAUAGUGUGGCUGUAUGGCGUUAUUGUACUGAUAUUUUUGAUUAUAUGAGCUUAUCUGCUAUUAUUGAUGGAAAAAUAUUCUGUGUGCAUGGUGGUUUGUCACCUUCAAUACAAACAUUAGAUCAAAUUAGAACAAUUAAUAGAAAACAGGAAGUUCCUCAUGAUGGACCUAUGUGUGAUUUAUUAUGGUCCGAUCCUGAAAAUACUCCAGGAUGGGGUGUGAGUCCUCGAGGUGCUGGAUACCUAUUUGGUUCUGAUGUUGUUUCCAGAUUUAUUACUACAAAUGGUCUGGAUAUUAUUUGUCGAGCUCACCAACUAGUAAUGGAAGGUUACAAAUGGCAUUUUGAUGAAACUGUUCUUACUGUUUGGUCGGCACCUAAUUAUUGUUAUCGUUGUGGUAAUAUUGCGGCAAUAUUAGAACUUAGUGAAACACUACAAAGAGAUUUUAUAAUAUUUGAAGCGGCUAUACAAGUAAGACGUGGAAUGCCAACAAAAAAACAUACAGCUGAUUAUUUCCUUUAAAUAUUCUCUAGUUUUUAAUGUAUUUAAUUAUAAUUUUCAAAGCAUAAUAAAGAGAAGGAAUAAUUUCUCUUUUAAUUUUAUUUUAUUUGUAAGAAUAUAAUGACAAUAUAAUGAAAUGUUUAUUUAUUUUUAUUAUAUUUAAGCUACAUUAAAGUUGUAUAUAGAAAAUUAAUAGGUUCAUACAUUAUUGUUAGACAUUAAUAGUUGAAUAGUAAUUUUAUAUAUAGUACCUUAAAUAAAAGUGAAUAACUUAAUA
Molecule: messenger RNA, 1569 nt
Organism: Rhopalosiphum padi (bird cherry-oat aphid)
Lineage: Eukaryota; Metazoa; Arthropoda; Insecta; Hemiptera; Aphididae
Product: serine/threonine-protein phosphatase 4 catalytic subunit-like
Exons: 6
Coding region: 378-1313 (311 amino acids)
Biological process (GO): peptidyl-serine dephosphorylation; double-strand break repair via homologous recombination
Cellular component (GO): cytoplasm; nucleus
Molecular function (GO): protein serine/threonine phosphatase activity
Source: RefSeq, a predicted model, not a curated record